This is a messenger RNA of Olea europaea var. sylvestris, 1435 nucleotides long. Its product is annotated as zinc finger CCCH domain-containing protein 39-like. Bases 460 to 1239 code for a protein of 259 amino acids. NCBI's taxonomy places the organism in Eukaryota, Viridiplantae, Streptophyta, Magnoliopsida, Lamiales, Oleaceae. Gene Ontology annotation, molecular function: mRNA binding; metal ion binding. The transcript has 2 exons. The record is from RefSeq and is a predicted model, not a curated record.
CAGUACAUAACUCUGUACCAUAUUUAUCCAUUACUCUUUGCAUGAUCGUACCAAGGGAGGGUUUUGGAACUUACAGGGUUCAUAAUUUCUUUUCUUCCUUUUCACCUUAAUCAAUUUCACAAUCAAGCAUGCAAAUCUGCACUCUGGUUAUGGCUAUGUUUGAUUUUAUCUGAUUAUCAAACUAUAUAUUUCCAUUAUUGGAGAGUCAUGCCCAAAUUUCACAUUUGUGAUAUUUGAUUAAUGUCUUUUGCGGAUUUGUGGCUUAUCCCAACUGCGUAUUCUCCAAAUUUCAGUUCAAUCUGCUUAAAUCCCAACUGCGUAUUCUCCAAAUUUCAGUUCAAUCUGAAGUUGUUGCUAAAGUUUCAUCUAGGUCACUUCAUUUUUGAACACAGAGGAUAAAAAAGCUGCAGCAAUUUCUCAAAUUUUAUCCGUUUUUCGAAACCCUGAAAUCUUUUGAAAAUGGACAGUGUUCAUGAGAAUGAAACUCGAAGUGUUCAUGGUGUCAACGAUGCAUCUAACCAGCAAUUUUUUAAUCAAUCUAAUGCUGAGUUUGGGCAUUUCAAGAAGCCCAGAUUUUCUGAAGCAAUGAGGAAUCCAAGGGUUUACCUAACAAUCAACAGGUCGAAAUUGGACAUUCCCUUCAAAUCAGAGUUGUGCAUUCUGUUCCAAAGAGGCAAAUGCUAUUAUGGUGACAAUUGUCAUUAUGCCCAUAGCAUGAGUGACAUUAGGAAUCAAAGUUUUAACGGGCCUGCAAAUGGGUAUCAAAGAAAUACAAUGAAUAAAUGGAAAAAGUGUUUUAAGUUUUCUAGUGGGAAAGGUUGUCCUUAUGGCGACAAAUGUCAAUUUCUUCAUGAACGUGUUGGUGAAUACAGGGAGAGUUCUGCUAUCAGCAUUGUGAAUGGAGCUGAUCAGAUUGAAUGCAAGAGUUUGAAUGCAGGUCAAGAGUAUAAGAGGCUGAAUUUUCGCAAGAUGAAGCUCUGUAACAAGUGGGAGAAAUUUGGAAGCUGUCCUUAUGGGGUGAAUUGUGUCUACGCUCAUGGACAAGCAGAACUGCAAAGGUCUGGUUGCAUUACUGAGCUGGAAUGUGCAAAUGCUUCCAAUGCAAAAGCUGUUGCUAUGCAAUCCAGUGAUUCAGAACAAAAGACUGCUCGUGAGCUGAGGCUACAAGGCAAAAGGUGCUUUACAAAGUGGAAUGUUGAGAAGAUUAAUCGUAUCUAUGCUGAUUGGAUUGAAAGCUGAAUUUGAGUAAUCUGUUGCUUUAUAUUCUUUUGCGAGGAUAAUGACAGUGUGAAUCUUUACUGUUGGCAGUUUGGUCGAAUUCAACCAGUUACUUGAUUGACUAAAGACUUGGUGUUUAGCUUUUCUUUCUGGUUCUUGCAUCUACAUGAUAGAUCUGAAAAACAGCUUUUACAUAGUGUGAUUUGUUGUAUGAAAA